Messenger RNA from Engraulis encrasicolus (European anchovy), 3754 nucleotides. RefSeq names its product toll-like receptor 13. Lineage: Eukaryota; Metazoa; Chordata; Actinopteri; Clupeiformes; Engraulidae. Gene Ontology annotation, cellular component: plasma membrane. Bases 549 to 3602 code for a protein of 1017 amino acids. Gene Ontology annotation, molecular function: transmembrane signaling receptor activity. The transcript has a single exon. The record is from RefSeq and is a predicted model, not a curated record. Gene Ontology annotation, biological process: innate immune response; toll-like receptor signaling pathway; inflammatory response.
CCCCUCUGUGAGUCAGUGCCCCACUGGAAUAUCUACAAUAAUAACAAUAACAGUAGUAAGGUUAGGACUUGCAAUAACACAGUUCUUAAUUCAUAACAACAUUGUUUCUGAAGCUUAUUUUAGUAUAUUUUGGUUUACAUCAAUUAAUCAAUUUAUUCACUUAAUUAUUUUGUUCUCUACUUUUCCUGCAAAGCUGCCACGACCCCCCUAGCACUCCCUUGCGACCCCUAAGAGGUCCCUGGCCCCCACUUUGAAAGCGUCUUCUUUAAAGGAUCUGAAACUUCCGAGUAUUAUCUGUAAGAGAUGGCUCCGGAUGUGUUACACUGACUAAGAAGCAUGAAGAGGCUAAGUGUUUACAACAGUGAUGUGUUUGCAGGUCCACAAACGCAACCACUUACCGGUACAGUCACCAUUGACUUAUGUGAUUCGUCAAUCUUUGAACCACCAGACAGACAGAUAGACAGAUCUAUCCACCUUGUAAUUACAAGCUUGGCAAUGGACUGCAUGUUUUACAUGAUAAUAUGAUUUAGCCUUUGGAACAGCGCAGAAUGGAUAUAUUCUUCUUCUUUUUGGUUGUGGAAGGACUGUGUGUCUCCGCUUGGCUGUCAAGGAAAUGCCUGGUGUUGGAUGAAGACAACCCGUAUCCAGAUUUUGCCAUUAACAAAAUGACCUGCCCUCGAAGUCAGCUUACAGCUACAUGCAACUGUAUGGAAGUUUCGAACUUGGCAUUGGAACUUUCCACAAUCCCCACUACCAUUCAAGUUCUAUGUUUGUGGGAUAGCUCUGGCAUAAAAAUUCCCCGCAAUGGACUUCACAAAUUCCGCCAUCUCCACAGUCUGUAUAUUUAUGGAUGUCUGUCUGCAAUUGACCCAGAGGCCUUCGGGGGACUAACACAUCUACAAGUGCUCUCCAUUUAUUCCUCACAGCAGUGUAAUGCAUCACUACCAUCUCAGGUAUUUAGUGACUUGUACAAUUUGGAGGAUCUGCAACUUAAAAACUAUGAACUACCACAGAUGGCAAUGUGUGAUUUGAAUGGCCUAAGUCGAAUGAAAAGACUUGAUAUCAAGGGCAGUGUCAACUUCACUGAUCUUUUCUGCAAAGUGUCUUGUUUUUCAACUACCCUAGAAUAUCUGAAUGUUGAAAUAGAGGAUGCUGGAGUUUUGAAAGCUUCAAAUUGCUCACAUGACCAAUACAAGUUUCCUGCUUUGAAGGACGUAAGGGUUUUAUUUAGGCACAUUGAGCAAAUUGAAAACAAUGCUUUUAUAUGUUUAAAGAACAUAACAUUCCUAAGUAUGCCAAUGGAUUAUGUAUUGCAGAGUCAAAUUUUAAACUCUGGGAUUCAACAAAUUGAUCAGAUGGACUUGCAUAUAACAGAGAUACAUAUGAAGUAUAUUUGUGAAAUUGUACGUCUUCUGUCUGUCAAAAAACUCUAUUUAGAUGUUCAGUCAUUUCAAGAAUAUUCUGAUUCAUCAUGGGAAAACUGUGCCACACUGGAAGAAAUUUCUCUUCACAGCGAGCUAUUGGCAGCUGAUCUCAGUUUCAUGCCCACUCUUAAAAAGCUAAAAACAUUUAGAGUUACUUUCAGUGAAUCUGGGACGGGCACAACUUUCAAAAAUGGAAAAUCCUUAGACUCUCUCUGCAAAACAAAUAUUUCCCUUCCAUUACUGAAGGAUUUCAGUUACAACUCUCCAGAGAAUUUGACUGUUAGUACCAAACAGUUUCUUUGUUCAAGUAACUUAGAGCGCCUGAAUGUUGCGGGGCAAAGCGUGGAAGUACAAGAGUCUGCAUUUGAAGGGCUUAUUCAUUUGAAGGACCUUUCUGUUUACAGAUCAAGAAUUUCAGGCCAUUUAACAAUUGAAAGCACAGCUUUUAAAGGACUAACUGGAUUACAUACUUUCAGUGCUUUUGGAUGUCUUGAUAGAUUAAAGCCAGAUUUGUUUUUUGGUGUAGAAAAUGUGGAAUACUUAAGCCUCAGACUAAGCCCAUGCUCAAUAUACACCCUACAACCUUUUGUUUUUUCAAACCUUCCACAGUUGAAAUAUUUGUACCUCAGUGGGGAUUGUAUUUCAGAAAUAAGGACCAACGCCUUUUCUGGACUACAGAACCUGGAAAACUUGACUAUAUCAUCCCAAAACCUGACACGUCUUGAGGCAUCCUGCUUUGCCCAUCUGCCUUCCCUCAGGGUUCUCAAUCUUCAAUACCUGAUGUUCUCCAGCCCUGAGCACUCUGGUAUGGAGCUCCUGAAUCUGACCUCAAUCUUUGGUGGGUUCCCUCGCCAUUUGUCUGAACUCACCCUUGCAUCCAGAUCUCGCCCCAUGACUCUGGUCAUUGCUGAUGACAGCAGCCCAGAGGUGGACCUGAGCCUCUCUCUUCAAGGCCAGAAGAUUGUGUUAUGGGGUUGUGACAAGCCUUUCCUAAAGUCAGUCACAAAACUGGACAUUUCAACUGAGGUCUUUGUUUGCGCACCCAAUGAUACUGCUCCUUUCUAUUUCUUGACAUCUGUGGUAGAGUUAAGUUUAUGUCAGUGGUUUGCAAGUACAGUUCACAAACUUGCUGUUCUAAACAGACUAGUUGAUUUAAAGCAUCUUCUCCUCAGAAAGGUUAAUUUCAUUAAUCUGCCAGACAUGGGUCUAAUGUUCAAAAACUUGACCAAACUGGAGCAAUUAAGUCUUUUUGAGUGUCAGGCAGAUGCUUUGGAGGUAGACCUUAUUCAGGACAUGACCUCUCUGAAGUACUUGUACCUGCACAUAGUAUCAACAGAAGUCAACAUAUCUCCAGAUUUCUUUGGGCAUCUAACCAACCUAAGGUUUACACUAAUCAAGAUUCAACUCCGCUGCACAUGUGACAACACCAGAUUUGUUUGGUGGGCAGAGCAGCAGCAGCAAGCGGAGGUGUACUUCUGGUCUAUCCUGGACAAACCAUUACAGUGCCUUUCAGGAGGUGGCCCACAAGACAUUCACCAGUAUGGCCAGGCCCACUGCAGUCUAGACGUGGGCUUCCUGAUGUUCGCCAGCACGUCAUGCCUUAUACUGCUCUUCAUGACAACUGUAGUGUUGCAUCAGAUGGCCAGAGAGUACCUGCUGGCCUUCUACCACAUUGCUCACGGCUGGAUGAAUGAGGCUUUGCGCGGGAGAAACACAGGACCACGCUACCAGUACGAUGCCUUCGUGUCGUACAGUGGCAGAGACGAGCGCUGGGUGGUGGAGAGAUUCCUUCCCAACCUGGAACAAAGGGGGCCCCCGUUCCUGCGACUCUGCCUGCACACCAGGGACUUUCAGCUGGGUAGGGACAUUGUGGAGAACAUCACGGACGGUCUUUACCGAAGCCGCCGCACCCUCUGCCUGGUCAGUCGCCACUUCCUGCGCAGCAACUGGUGCUCCCUUGAGAUGCGGCUGGGCACUUAUCGACUGCAGGCUGAACACAGAGACGUGCUCAUCCUGGUGUUUCUGGAGAAGAUCCCCUCUAACCUGCUGUCCGCUCACCACAGGUUGGCCCGACUGGUCAAGACCAGAACUUACAUGGAAUGGCCCCAGGACCCAGCACAACAACAGGCUUUCUGGGACAGACUAUGGAAAAAACUGUUGGAAGGCAGGGUGCAAUGAGUUGCCCAUUUUUAAGACAUACUGUUAAAUGCAAAUGUUUUUUUCAUAUGAAUUCAAUAUCAUCAAGCUCUAUAGAAAACAAAAAUGUGAUGAUGACCACGUCCAUGUGGUAGUUGAGUAUUUCCAGCAAAUAGUCUAUAGACCUGCCAGCG